This is a messenger RNA of Ziziphus jujuba (common jujube), 1028 nucleotides long. RefSeq names its product membrane-anchored ubiquitin-fold protein 3. The coding region runs from base 273 to 629 and encodes 118 amino acids. The record is from RefSeq and is a predicted model, not a curated record. Gene Ontology annotation, molecular function: protein binding. NCBI's taxonomy places the organism in Eukaryota, Viridiplantae, Streptophyta, Magnoliopsida, Rosales, Rhamnaceae. The transcript is spliced from 4 exons.
AAGCACUUUUUCCUUCUUCAGCUCACCAACAAAAACACCGACCUCUGGAAAGUGGAAUCUACCGUGGAAGGAAAAAAAAAAAAAAAAAAAAAAAAAGGUGUCUGAGAACCGCUUAGUUUGAUCGCCAACUAAACAAGCAAAAGGGGUCAUGAUCUGAUGAACUCGUUUAUCGCUCCAAGUAAUCUGUGAUUGGACGGUAGAGAAAAAAAUAUUUCAAACUUGGAAGUAUAUCGGUUUUGUGGGUGGAGGUGAAAAAGGUCAAAGUGUCGCAGAUGCCGGAGGAGGAUUUGGUGGACAUAAAGUUUAGGUUGUACGAUGGGUCUGAUAUUGGACCUUUCCAGUAUUCAUCGACCUCCACGGUUGAUAUGCUUAAGCAGAGGAUUGUAGCCGAUUGGCCCAAAGGCAAAGCAAUAAUCCCAAAGGCCGCCAACGAAGUAAAACUGAUCAGUUCUGGUAAGAUUUUGGAAAACAACAAGACAGUUGGUCAGUGUAAAUUACCCUUUGGGGAUAAUGCUGGGGGAGCUAUCAUAAUGCAUGUUGUUGUACAGCCAUCUCUAGCGAAAGCAAAAGCAGAGAAAAAGAUUGAUGAUUCGCCCAGAAAAGUCGUUUGCUCAUGUUCUAUAUUGUGAAAGAAAAUGGACAUCCCGUAUUUAACAGUAUGGCUUCAAAAGUUAUCUUUGGACAUACCGUGUUUGUUGCAGCAUUCAUGUACAAGUUCAAGCUGGUGAUGAUGUGUCUGUAGGAAACCAGUGUUCUUGAUGACUCGUAUAGAUCUCUUUGUAUCACGAGGUUGCAAGGAUUCUGUCAAUCCUUGGUCUAUUGUUUUCCAUCAUUACAGAUUGUUUGCUUUCUUUCCUUUUUUUCCUUGUUCUAUUUGCUUUUUUUUCUUUGUUUUUCCUUGUUCUAUUUUUGUCAUUUCCUGUCCGGUCUUAUAGAUUAACUGAAUGAUUGUGCAGUAAAAGCAAGCUGUAUAGACCUUAUUACUGUAAAGAUCCCCAUUCAAAUUUCAAGGAUAAAUGUUGUAUGUA